AUGACCGAGCUGUCUAUCCGCUCCUUUCUUACAACCCCACGGGACCUCGCAUCCCAACCGGAAAUGGAGGCCUCAAAUGAGACCGCGACACCCGCCGGAUUCUCCCCGGCCUCACCAGCCUCGCUGGCCACACAGGGGACACUGGAUGGGGACCUGCGUUCCCUCCUGCCCAAUCUGCUUACCAAGGCAGACUUGGAAUCCCUCUCUGACCGCCUCAGCAGGGUCAUCAGAGAUGAACUGGCACAGAUAAGGGCGGAUGUAGCCUCUAUAGAUGCUAAACUUACAGCCCUGGGAGGACAACAAAUUCAUAGACUGGGCCUGGUCAGAGCUCACCGCGCUCUGCGCGCACCCCCUGCAACUGGCGAACAGCCACGUGAUAUUGUCUGCUGCCUAGACAAUUUUGCCAUGAAGGAAGAUAUCCUGCGAGGCGCAUGCUGCAUAGGCACAAUCCGCAUUGACAACCAGCACAUAUCCAUCUACCAGGAUCUCUCCCGCUAUACCCUGCAGGCAAGAAAGGCUCUCAGACCAAUAACCACAGCACUCCAAGCGGCAGGUAUUCCUUACAGAUGGGGAUACCCCUUCUCUCUAUCAGCACGCAGAGGACCGGACCUUCACGUUAUACGGUCCCUGACGGAUGUCCCCAGCUUCCAGCGCUCUCUAGGGCUCCCGCAGGCACCAGUCCCGAACUGGCUAACCCAUCAGUUUAUACGCCACGCGAAGGGACCCCCACCACCACCACCGGGCAGAGAUCAGGGCAGGAACAGGCCCCAACGCGACCGCCCAUGA
This is a messenger RNA of Pelobates cultripes (western spadefoot toad), 786 nucleotides long. Lineage: Eukaryota; Metazoa; Chordata; Amphibia; Anura; Pelobatidae. The record is from the annotation of a GenBank genome assembly.